This is a messenger RNA of Cajanus cajan (pigeon pea), 2564 nucleotides long. RefSeq names its product Serine/Threonine kinase catalytic domain protein (gene NEK5). Lineage: Eukaryota; Viridiplantae; Streptophyta; Magnoliopsida; Fabales; Fabaceae. Gene Ontology annotation, molecular function: protein serine/threonine kinase activity; ATP binding. The record is from RefSeq and is a predicted model, not a curated record. Gene Ontology annotation, cellular component: cortical microtubule. Gene Ontology annotation, biological process: protein phosphorylation; microtubule-based process.
UAAGUGAUCAACCUUUCAAUUUUCUUGUGGUGAUAUAUUCUACUUUACCUGAGUCUACCCUUUCCUCUUUCUCUCUCUCUCUCUCUCUCUCGUGUUCAGUCUUCUGAGGAGGUAGUUUUGUGUCAUAAUUGUGGAAUGUAGCUUUCCUCAUCUUUCAUGUGAAGCCCAUUGAUGGUUGCUGCAACCCAUUGAAUAGUCCCCAAAGUUCAUUCUCGUAGGAUACACUUUGCCCAAUUAAUGCCCUUCAGCCUAGCGGGUGUCUUCAAUUACACCAUUUGGAUGAAAAAGAAAACAAGGGUAGAAAGGCUUCUGGAGGUUUCCAUGGAGACAGAGAACGGUGACACGAGGUCCAAAAAGAUGGAAGAUUACGAAGUGAUUGAGCAAAUUGGAAGAGGGGCUUUUGGCUCUGCCUUCCUCGUCCUUCACAAGUCCGAGAAAAAGAGGUAUGUGCUGAAGAAGAUUCGGUUGGCCAAGCAGACAGAGAAGUUCAAACGUACAGCACACCAAGAGAUGAACCUGAUUGCAAAACUGAAUAACCCAUAUAUUGUGGAGUACAAAGAAGCUUGGGUGGAGAAGGAGGACCAUAUAUGCAUUAUAACUGGCUAUUGUGAAGGAGGUGACAUGGCUGAGAACAUAAAGAAAGCUCGAGGGUCAUUUUUUCCUGAGGAGAAGCUCUGCAAAUGGCUGACUCAGUUGCUGAUAGCUGUGGACUACUUGCACUCUAAUCGUGUAAUCCACAGAGAUCUUAAGUGUUCCAACAUAUUCCUCACCAAAGACAACAACAUUCGGCUUGGUGACUUUGGUCUUGCAAAGCGACUCAAUGCAGAAGACCUUGCUUCCUCGGUUGUUGGAACUCCAAAUUACAUGUGUCCUGAGCUCCUCGCUGAUAUACCUUAUGGCUAUAAAUCUGAUAUGUGGUCUCUUGGUUGCUGCAUGUUUGAGAUUGCUGCACAUCAACCAGCAUUUCGUGCUCCAGACAUGGCUGGACUUAUCAAUAAAAUAAACAGAUCUUCCAUUUCUCCACUGCCAAUUGUUUAUUCAUCCACACUGAAGCAACUUAUCAAGAGCAUGCUUAGGAAAAACCCAGAACAUAGGCCAACCGCAGCUGAAUUGUUAAGGCAUCCGCUUUUACAACCCUAUGUUCUUCGCUGUCAUAAUGCAUCAUCUAAUUUUCUUCCAGUAUAUCCCUUAGUAAAUUCAAAGGAUAAAACAAGAAGAUCUAAUAAAUCUAGCGGUGGCAAGGACCAUAAGGACAAAGAAGCAGGAUUAGUAAAUCGUUUGGAACGGGUUCAUCCAAUUGAGGGAAAUGGAGAUAUACAGAUAAGCAAUCUUCCUAAUGAUGCAGUAACAAUCUCAACCACUGCAGAAGACAGUCUUGAGACCAGGAUGGUUGAUCUUACCAGCUACAUAGUAGAAUCUUCUACAAGUAUUAGUGGCUCAAAAGAUGGGUCAACAACAUCUGAAUCAACUAUUUGCAGUGUGUGCAAGGAGGACUUCAAAAGUAGACCUGCAAGAGAAACAGUUAAUAAUGAGAUCUCCUCAAAGAGUACACAAGAUUCUCUGCAUGAAGAACAAGGAAUUGAUGCUAAACAUUUUCAUAAAUUAGAAGACAACAUAAAUGCAGUGACCACAGAAGUUGAAGAUGCUUCUUGCAAUGAAGGUUUGGAUAAUGCUGAAGCACAGAGGGAAGAUGUUAACCUUGAGGACUCUAGUAAAUCAACGACGUCCAGUGAAGGCAGUAGCAGCAUUGAUAAAGAUAAGUCCGUUAAUGAGGAAAGGUCAUCGCUAAUUGUGCAUCAACACGACACUGAACUUGGAAAAUGCUUGAAGGAAAAUGAAAACUCUGAUGUAUUUACAGAAGGCUCACAUAUGAACUGCUUGUCAUCAGAUAGUAAUGAUGCACUUCCAGUUAAGGAUAAUGACACAACAAACAGACACAUUAUUCACUCCACACAUAAAGAACACGAUAAUGCAGUGGAGGUCGAUCAGACACCUAGUGGUGUUUCAUUGAGUGUAAUAACUGAUGUAGGUGAUGAUGAAACAACCAAGUCUGUGUUGGAUAGUCCCUGCCAGCAAAGAGCUGAUGCUCUAGAAUCUCUACUUGAGUUAUGUGCUCAGCUACUUAAGCAAGAUAAACUUGAAGAGCUUGCUGGGGUGCUAAAACCAUUUGGGAAAGAAGCUGUCUCAUCAAGAGAAACAGCAAUAUGGCUGGCAAAAAGCCUCAUAUCUGCCCAAAAAUUUAAUCCUGAAACCUAGUUAUAAGAAUUUCUGGUCAUAAAUUUAUACAUUAUUGUAAGAAAUGUGUAUUUGAAAUGUCACGAGUUUGUUCUUUUCGAGGUUGUUGCUUGGUUGAAGAUUGGAGACAGGAAGGUAGCAUGCCACAUGUUCUUUCUUGGUCGUGGUAAAUGGUCAUAGUAAAUGAAUUAAAUUAUUUUUGUUAGGUUGGAUAUUCGUUUGUCCUUGUUUUCCAGCAGUCUACGGGCCAUUGAUUGUGUAAAUUGUCACUUCCCCGUUUCAGAACUAAAAAAUAACCAUUGACUUGGAGCUUGAUGGUUUAUUUGUUA